AUGCUUGAUAAGGUGCUACAGCAUAUCCGCUACGGGUCUAGUGCUGUAAAUCGUUCAGUUUUGAAUAUAAAAUGCACCCGAUUUCUGACUUCAUCAGUUAUCAGAAAGAAGACAAACACAAAGUUGAAAUCCGAAGCAGAGGUCGAUACUGGCCGAACUACAUCACCUUGUGGUGAGCGAGAACCUGUAAUUUCAGAUCGAAAGAAAAGCAUAUUAGUCCCAAAGGUGAGUUCCACGGAUCAUAUUCAACAAAAAGAAGUUCACACAGAGGGACUUUUUGCGGGUCACAAGCCACUCUUCUUGGGAGAUUCUUCUACCAACUCCCUAAGCUCCUCUACCGGACUCCGUGGUCUAUUUGGCACUUUGGCGAAGAUAAAAAAAACAGAAGAUGAUAAUGGCAACGCUGAGGUUGACAUACAGGGUCUCAUUAACGACUUGAGAAACUCAAAUGAACAAGUUCAAUAUGAUGACAUUGGUAGGCCGGCAAAGCCAGUCAUUCCGUGGGAUGCAUCUAUAAGUGGGAUGGUUUAUAACGACGAUCCCUUCAAGCACGUUCCGCGGAAAGUGGUAGAUCGGCUUAGGCCGUUCAAACCAAUUCGCAUUGAGAGGAAGUCGAAGUCAGCGCAAUACAAAGCUCCCGAACUAAUAAGACUUAAAUUCCACAACUCAAAAGUCAACGAUGAGAUGCAGUUCAUUGAUAUCGGCCGUGCAAGAAACAAGAGACCUAUAAAUACUGACAUUAAUGAGGCAGCGAGCCAAUCGAGGCUCCAACAUUCUGCAGUUAUCAACUCUCUUUCACAAUUCAAGUUUGUACGAGGUGACCAACAUGUAUUCAAAGUCGAUGUGGACAAACUAACUAGUUUCUUGGCCAAAGAGUUUUACAAGUCAACGAGGCUUACCAUCGACUCAGAAUUUGGCAAUUCUCACUUACCGCUUUAUAUUUACCUUGAUAAGUCUCUCUCCUCAAGGAGACUUCUUGGGAGGUAUUUGAGGAAGCACAUCAAUGAGCAUAUUAAACCCCUGCUGAAAACCAUACUAUCUUCUUAUGAUUCUGAACAAGCAGCCAAAAAAUUUGAGUUACGUGUUCAGUUGAAAGUAGACUCUGUUGUCAAAAAUCUGACCGAAUAUCUCCCUUCGGUAUUUUUUAGUGGCGACGUGGUAGACUGUGUGACGCACACCAGUCCUGUGCCGAGCUUUGGCAGGAUAUACUGGCUAAAAAACAAUAAGAGACACAGUACCUUUUGGGGGGAAAACAUUAAUAAUGAUUUUGUCUUCAAUCUCAAUGGAGACUACAAGAUAACAAGGAGUGGCUUGAGAUAUAUGAAGUAUCCUAUCACUCUACAAUGUAAGACAUUCCGUGAGGCCUUUACAGAAUGGGAAGAUUACACCUAA
Lachancea dasiensis is the source of this 1392-nucleotide messenger RNA. The record is from the annotation of a GenBank genome assembly. NCBI's taxonomy places the organism in Eukaryota, Fungi, Ascomycota, Saccharomycetes, Saccharomycetales, Saccharomycetaceae.